UGGACAAAAGAUUUUCUUUUUAACUUGGAAGCAUCCAAGUGAUGAAGCUACAGGUCUGGGCUGAUCCCCACCUGGCACAGAUGACAGGGGCGGGGGUGAGAAGAUGCCAACUCAAACAUCCCAGCAAUGCCAAGGCAACCUGCAUGUUCCCUGUCAGCGCCUCCCCAGGCAAGAAUAGCACACAAUGAAGCUCACACCUCCUGCUGAUGUCUGUUGUCUGACAACAGUUGUUCCUCGAGGAAGGUGGGGGGUGGGGGGAGCAAUGCUAGGGGCUGCUCUGCUCACAUUGGGACAGGGGGCCGGGCUGUCUGGUACUGGACUGUCGCCCCACACGUGAGCACAGGUCUUCCGUCUCUGAGCCAACGUGGGUGUCCUCCUGGUUCCCCUCUCUUGGUGAGGAAGUGCGUCGCAGCGAUGGGGAGGGGGAACGCGGUGGAGUUGGUCUUCAUCGCGCUGAAUCACAACGUCUCUCUGGCAGGUAAGAUCUGGCUGAUGGUGAUGGUCCUGCUGAGGGGCCUGACGCUGCUGCUCACCGGCUUCCCGCUGUACGAGGACGAGCGCGAGAGCUUCGCCUGCAACACCAUCCAGCCUGGCUGCUCCACCGCCUGCUAUGAUGCCUUCGCCCCCCUUUCCCUGCUCCGCUUCUGGCUGCUGCAGGUUCUCGCGCUCUGCCUACCGUACGCCCUGUACGUGGUCUUCGUCAUUCACAGGGUGGUGUCAGGCCUCACUUCCGCAAGCAACACUCCGGGGGAAGACGGCGAGACCCGGUCGUUCAGGGUCAAUCGGGAGAUCUUCCAGAAAGUCAUGCCAGAAAAUGGCGCCGCCCUGGUGGCAGGUGGAAGGAGGUGCCGCGCUCUCACCUUGGCGUACACCAUCCACGUGUCGACCCGGAUCGCCCUGGAGGCGGCCUUUGGUGUGGGCCACUAUUUCCUGUUCGGUCUCUCCAUCCCGAAAAGCUUCCUGUGCCAUGAGGGCCCCUGCACCUCCAUGGUGGAGUGCUACGUUUCCAAGCCCACGGAGAAGACCGUCAUGCUGAACUUCAUGCUGGCCGUCAGCGCACUGUGCCUCCUCGUGACCGCCGCCGACCUCAUCUGCGCCAUUAGGUGGCUGGUGAGCCUCCAGCGCGGGGCUGAGACAGUAGCCAGCUCCGACAGCAUGGAGGAGGGAGCCUCCUUGUGCCUGGAGGAACUCCACAUCUCACCCAUCUCCCACAGUUUGCCCAGCUUGGCCAACAGUGACAUCCAGCAAGACAUCCACGUCUUGGAAGAAGAUGGGGCGGAGCGAGACAGCAGCACUGUCAGACUUUGUUCCAGAAACCGCGUCGAGCCCCCGCCUCUGCAACGUGCGUGCUCUCCACACCUGAGGUCUCCGCUGCCCCUGAAACUAACAAGGCAGCCACCAGGGGGAGCCGACAGCUCCGGACUGCUCCAUGGCAACCGGUUGGACGACCUGAAGUCAGAGAACAGUGAGAAACCAGGGAGAAGAGCCUGGGUUUGA
Molecule: messenger RNA, 1497 nt
Organism: Brienomyrus brachyistius
Lineage: Eukaryota; Metazoa; Chordata; Actinopteri; Osteoglossiformes; Mormyridae
Product: gap junction delta-4 protein-like
Exons: 2
Coding region: 415-1497 (360 amino acids)
Biological process (GO): cell communication
Cellular component (GO): connexin complex
Source: RefSeq, a predicted model, not a curated record